Molecule: messenger RNA, 9146 nt
Organism: Gorilla gorilla gorilla (western lowland gorilla)
Lineage: Eukaryota; Metazoa; Chordata; Mammalia; Primates; Hominidae
Product: disintegrin and metalloproteinase domain-containing protein 1a-like
Exons: 1
Coding region: 5678-6937 (419 amino acids)
Biological process (GO): binding of sperm to zona pellucida; proteolysis; male gonad development
Cellular component (GO): external side of plasma membrane; sperm head plasma membrane; plasma membrane
Molecular function (GO): metalloendopeptidase activity
Source: RefSeq, a predicted model, not a curated record
GGGGAGCCAGCUUCCAUGAUGGAAGAAGAGGGAGCUGAGCCCUCAUUUCUCCUGCCCCUAAUUCCCAAGAGAAAAGCAGGAACAUUUCCUUUUUGUCAUAUUUGUUAAAAGGCUACUGGUGUGUUUCUUAAAUCUAACAGGGUUUUCUUUUGGGUGUAUUUAUUUAUUUUUUUUUUUGAGACAGAGUCUUGCUGUUGUAGUGGAGGCUGGAGUGCAGUGGCACUAUCUCCGCUCACUGCAACCUCCGCCUCCCAGGUUCCAGUGAUCCUCCCACAUCAGCCUCCCAGGUAGCUGGGAUUACAGGUGCCCGCCACCACGCCUGGCUAAUUUUUGUAUUUUUAGUAGAGACAGGGUUUCACCACGUUGGCCAGGCUGGUCUUGAACUCCUGACCUCAGGUGAUACGUCUGCCUUGGCCUCCCAAAGUGCUGAGAUUACAGGCGUGAGCCACUGUGCCCGGCCUUGGGUUUAUUCUUUAUAUGUUUGUUUGUUUGUUUUGAGAUGGAGUCUUGCUCUUGUCACCCAGGGUGGAGUGCAAUGGCACGAUCUCGGCUCACUGCAACCUCUGUCUCUCAGGUUCAAGUGAUUCUCCCGCCUCAGCCUCCCAAGUAGUUGGGAUUACAGGCGCCCGCCACCAUGCCCGGCUAAUUUUUGUAUUUUUAGUAGAGACAGGGUUUCACCAUGUUGGCCAGGCUGGUCUCGAACUCCUGACCAUCCACCUCAGCCUCUCAAAGUGCUGGGAUUACAGGCAUGAGCCACCAAGCCUGGCCUAUUCUUUAUAUGUUUAACCAGAGCUUCCCUUUCCCCUUCCAGGAGGUCCUGCUUUGUCCUUCCUUUCCCCUUCCCUGCAGCCUUCACCAGCUCCAUCACUCCUUAUUUCUGUUCCCUGUUCCUCUGGUCCUGUUUUUGGAAUAAUUUGUCCGAGAAAUUUACAUAUAAUUGAAGUGGGACUAUUGGAUUAUCAUGUAAGAUGAUCCAGUUUUGGUUUUUUUUUUUUUAUAAGGCUGCCCUGUUUCUCUGUAAUAUGUCUGUCUGGGUUUUGUGUUGGCAUCCUCUGGGCUGCAUUUAUCUUGUUUAUUACCCUUCAUUUUCAGGAAGCAUGGUUUUGGUCCCGAGAGCAGCUGUUUGAAGGAAAAAUAAGGCUAGGUCCUUUUUUAGUUUUCUGUUGUGCGUAUGGGUUUCCAUAACAAACCAAUUUUCGUGUAUGUGUGUGUGUGAAGCAGUUUUUGGUGGGUACUUAUGUUGGUACAUAGAAAAGCUGGCAGGUAGACUCCAGCUCGCAGAGCAGAGGGAGAGGAUAGUCAUCUGUUAUUCAAUUUUUUCUCAUCGCAUUCUCUUCGAUCAAAAUUGAUCUCACCAGCAACUUAUUUUCUAACUCCUCCACUGUGCUGAGUAAUUCCUCCACCCUGAGUCUUCAGGGUGACAUUCGGUUAGUAUGCCCUGUAUGUGUGUGACUGCCUGUGGGAAUAGAUGAUAAAAAACAAGUGUCUUAAGAAUUACCUUAUUACAUUGCUUCCUUUUUUUUUUUUUUUUUGAGAUGGAUUCUUGCUCUGUCGCCCAGGCUGGAGUGCAGUGGCGCGAUCUUGGCUCACUGCAAGCUCUGCCUCCCAGGUUCACACCAUUCUCCUACCUCAACCUCCCGAGUAGCUGGGACUACAGGUGCCCGCCACCACGCCCGGCUAAUUUCUUUUUGUAUUUUUAGUAGAGACAGGGUUUCACCGUGUUAGCCAGGAUGGUCUUUAUCUCCUGACCUCAUGAUCCGCCCACCUCAGCCUCCAAAAGUGCUGGGAUUACAGGUGUGAGCUACUGCACCCGGCCUACAUUGGUUCCUUUUUAUCUUGGAGAAUUUAAUUGAAAGAUAUUUUUUGAGAUGAUAAAGUUCACUAAUCUUAGGUGACUGAUAACUGUUAUAAAUGGAUUUCCUGUAAGGAGAGUAUGUCUCCCCCCCCACCCCCCACCUCGCUGCCACCAAGACAGUCUCGUUCUGUCCCCCAGGCUGGAGUGCAGUGGCUUGCUCUUGGCUCACUGCAACCUCUGCCUCCCAGGUUCAAGCGAUUCUUGUGCCUCAGACUUCUAAGUAGCUGGGACUACAGGCACACACCACCACGCCCAGCUAAUUUUUGUGUUUUUAGUAGAGACGGGGUUUCAUCAUAUUGGCCAGGCUGGUCUCAAACUCCUGACAUAGUGAUCUGCCCACCUUGGCCUCCCAAAGUGCUGGGAUUACAGGCGUGAGCCACUGUGCGCGACCUGAAUACUUUUCAUGAUGGCAAAAUCUAACCGGCAACAGAAAAAAAACCAAUGUUUUUAAAUUUACUGACCAGAAAACUUGACUGAGAGUUGAAUUAAGUGCCUGUUGUGUUUUUCAGUGAAAUGCAAAUCUUACAGAUCACUUCUUACACUUAGGAAUACUGCACUUGUUUGUGUAAUAUUAGAACAACUGUAGUUUUCCUAUCUUAGGGCAGAGGUUCAGUAUUCCAUGGGGAGAAAAAAACAGUAAUUACCUUUGUUACUCUUCUCCUUCUUUAGAGGAAUAUUCUAGCAUAUCCAUUAUAUCCAUAACUUCUUAAAUUUGUGACUUGGGUGUCUUCUAAAAAGGCUCAGGAUGAUUAUUUUUUCCUUCAGUGUAUGCUGAAUUUUAGGUGCGAUGGAAGAGGUAUCCAAAGUGAUACUCCCUUUGACUCUGAGCAUCUGUUGCCUGUGUUUCAGUCACUUCAAGCUGAAUUCAUGUGGCCCUCAAUGUAAGUGCUGUGUCCAGACACAUCCAAAUGAGCACCAAGCUGGAAGUUUGUGAACACUCUGGAGGAUGCCCCAGCUGUUGUAAUGCAACAGCAUACCUUGAAAAAAACAGUAGCUCCCAAGGGACUCAGCAUGGCUUGGUCUUCGAAGUGUUUUGUUUGUGUAUUCCUAGUCCAGAAGUAAAUUCUGCUUUAACAUAACUGUCAGGUUUGCUACUCGAAAUUUGCACAUAACUGGAAGUGAAACGAUAUCUUUCUCAUAUUUUUUGGCCUAACACCUAUACCUGUGGAAACGUAACACUGUAAAUACAAUUCUUAUAAAGCAGCAGGUUAUGCUCUGUUUGCCUACAUGAUUUAUUAACCUUCUGCUUCCUAAAGCCAUUACUGGUCAAUCAGAUACUUUUAGACUUUACCACAGUUAUAAAAGUCGGCUUGAUGUAGUAAAAAAAACUUGUCUCUCUCUGACUAACGUAUGAACAUAGGAGAAUGCCAGUCUGAAUUUAUUGUUUGAAACAUAGAUUAGGCUCAGCGUGGUGGCUCAUGCCUUUAGUAAUCCCAGCACUUUGGGAAGCCGAGGCGGGCAGAUCACCUUAGGUCAAGAGUUCAAGACCAGCCUGGCCAACAUGGUGAAAUGCCGUCUCUACUAAAAAUACAAAAAUUAGCCAGGCAUGGUGGCACAUGCCUGUAAUCCCAGCUGCUCAGGAGGCUGAGGCAGGAGAAUUGCUUGAACCUGGGAGGCAGAGGUUGCAGUGAGUGGAGAUCGCACCAUUGCACUCCAGCCUGGGUGACAGAGUGAAACUCCGUCUCAGAAAUAAAAUUUAAAAAGAGACGUGAUCCUGCUAUGUUGCCCAGGUUAGUCUCAAGCUCCUGGGCUCAAGCAAUCCUCCUGCCUCAGCCUUCUAAGUAGCUGGGACUACAGGAGCAAACCACUAUGCCUGGCAGGAAUUACUCUUAAAAAAGAGUUUAUGUUGCUUGUAUUCAUUUGAGAAAAAAUGAGUUGAAGAAAUGGUAACUGUUGGUCAAAGAAGCCAAAAGAUUUAAAUAAGGUCUUGUGUGUGGGUAUGUGUAUGUGCAUGUAUUUAUUGAAGAAAAUAUGUUUCAAUUAGAGAAUUAGAAAAUUGGAUAUUUCAUUUUAAUUAUUUAUUUAAAGAGUAGAAUGUUCUUCCAUUAUUGAAUCUUAUUUUAUCCCACCAAAUGGCUUAACCUAAUUUGUGCUGCCUAUUUUGGUUAAGAAACAGGGAAACACCCUAAAAUCUGUGAUAAUUUUCAAAAUACAAUUUUAAGAAGCUUUGCGCUUACAUAAAUCACAAGAAGAAAUACAGCUGGAAAUCAUUUCACUUUUCUUGCUGUAAAUUUUUUUAGUGGGUUUGUGACAGUAUAAAUUUUCUUGCUAGAUGCUAAUGAUACAUUGUAUUAUCUGUAUUAGGAAUUAAAUAUUUAAUAGGAAUAGUGAAUAAAUUGAUCUGCUCUCAUGCUGUUAUCUAAGAUCUUAUGCUACCAUUACAUUCUUCUGUAGUCGCAUCUCAUAUAUGAAAGGUCUCAUGUAAAUAUUUGACUUGCUGUAAAAUUAUACAAGAUAAAAAAUGUAGAGUUUUAUUUUUCUUCAUCUAGAAUGCACAGAAUAACUGCGUAAGGAAUGGGUGCAUAGGGCUUCUUUUCCUUUUAAAUUUGUACUGCUAAAUACACCAAGGAAAUUGACAUCAAAACCAAAUUCAAGGACUUCCACAGACAUUUCAGGUCAAUUUUAGUUCCAAACCGAAGAAAUCUUUUAAAAGUUCUUAUAUAGCCCAGUUUUCUUUUCUUGAUGAAAUGUUAACUAGACACCUGGUUAGUCAGCUUUUAUUUUGACCCCACAGUUUUUUUUUUGAGAUGGAUUCUCACUCUGUUGCCCAGGUUGGAGUGCAAUGGUGUGAUCUCGGCUUACUGCAACCUACGCCUCCUGGGUUCAAGCGAUUCUCCUGCCUCAGCUUCCUGAGUAGCUGAGAUUACAGGCGCCUGCCACCACGCCCCGCUAAUUUUUGCAUUUUUAGUAGGGACGGGGCUUCACCAUACUGGCCAGGCUGGUCUCGAACUCCCGACCUCAGGUGAUCCACCUGCCUCGGCCUCCCAAAGUGCUGGGAUUACAGGGGUGAGCCACUGUGCCCGGGCCCCACGCUUUGUUUUUAUGUUAGGGCAGUUGGAGGAACUGAACUUUGAUCCUGAUCCCUUAUAUACUCCCAUGGUGAAACUUGAGCCCAUUUUACUUAACACAUAAUAUAUCUGUGCAUUAGGAAAACUUGGUAGAGAAGAUUAUAUGCAGAUAUAAAAUAUCUAAACUCAUUUGUUAUGAACCAACGAUAAUGAGGGAAAACUUGGACAUCCACAUACAGAUUUUCUUGAAUUAAAGAAAAAAAACCAGACACUGACAAAGGAGAGUUGAACUGAGAAACGGUACCCUGAAAACUGCAGAAAUGAGGGAAAGAGGCAGUUGGCCACAAAGAACUUUGUUUGUCCUUUUCAGAGAUCCCCAGAGAAGCCCUGCCCCCUUCCCCCCACCCCCUGACAGAAUGUUGGGUUUCAAAGAAUGAGCAGAUUAAUGGAUAUCAAGUUGUGUGGCCCGAGCUGAGGAUAAAGAAUAAUUUGCCUGAGUUACAGUACUGGCUGGAUCACUACAGGCCUUCUACUUGGAAUAUCUUCCCAUGAAAGUAAAAGGAAUAUAACUAAGGAAGAUUAAAGUUGUUGCUGUUGGAAGGAAGACAUACUAAAGAAACUGCCGAAGGCCAGGAGAGAAGCAGGAAGAGAAACACGGCUUGAAGUUCUGUAAGAAUCAGAGCUGGGCAAGAACUGCCAAUAAGGGAGCCAGUGUAGAUCUGAGACUAACACCUGAGCCUCCGAGGGUUUGUGUGCGAGAGAGAGCUCUGCUGAUGGACAUAGGCCCAGAAUCAUUAACUGAUUUAUUUGGGCCAUGUCACUGGUGGCAUUAUUAAAAGACUCUGCCAACAUCCUGCUUUCUCUAUGGAAAAACCAAGUGGCCUUGGAAGAGGCUAAGAUAAAGUUUCAAACUUGGGCUCCACAGAAGUGGAACUUGAGGCUGGGGCUAGUACCAGGACCUUCAUGUAUCAGGUUAGAGAUUUUGAUGCUUUUGGUGAUUUUUGUGCCAAGCAUGUACUGUCACCUGGGAUCAAUCUAUUACUCUUUCUAUGAAAUAAUUAUUCCAAAGAGGCUGACAGUCCAGGGAGGAGAUAGCCCAGUGGAAGGACUGUCCUACUUGUUACUUAUGCAAGGCCAGAAGCACCUGGUUCAUCUGAAGGUGAAGAGAAACCAUUUUGUGAAUAACUUUCCAGUCUACAGUUACCACAAUGGCCUCCUGGGGCAAGAAUCGCCUUUCAUCUCACAUGACUGCCACUAUGAAGGCUACAUAGAAGGAGUGUCAGGUUCUUUUGUUUCUGUCAACAUCUGUGCAGGUCUCAGGGGCAUCCUGAUUAAGGAGGAAAAAUCUUACAGCAUUGAGCCCAUGGACUCUUCAAGACGGUUUGAACAUGUGUUAUACACCAUAGCACAUCAAGCGCGAGUCUCCUGUGGUGUCACUUCCAGAGACAGCCAUGUGGUGUCUACUAGCUGGCAACAAGGGAGCAGGAAGCCUCAUGAUCUACAGGCGCUGUCCUACUUGUGGUCACACAAAAAGUACGUGGAGAUGUUUGUCGUGGUCAACAACCAGCGGUUCCAGAUGUGGGGCAGUAAUGUCAAUGAGACUGUCCAGAGAGUAGUGGAUGUCAUUGCUGUGGCCAACAGCUUCACUAGGGGAAUAAAUACAAAGGUGGUGCUGGCCGGAAUGGAGAUUUGGACCGAGGGGGACCUAAUAGAUGUCACAGUGGACUUGCAAAUCACACUCAGGAAUUUCAAUCACUGGAGACAAGAGAUGCUCUUCCAUCGUGCAAAACACGAUGUUGCCCACAUGAUCGUUGGGCAUCACCCUGGACAGAAUAUGGGCCAGGCCUUUCUCAGUGGUGCCUGCUCAAGCGGUUUUGCGGCAGCUGUUGAAUCCUUCCAUCAUGAAGAUGUGCUGUUGUUUGCAGCCCUGAUGGUCCAUGAGCUCGGGCACAACCUGGGUAUUCAGCACGACCACUCGGCCUGCUUUUGUAAAGAUAAGCACUUUUGCCUCAUGCAUGAAAAUAUCACAAAAGAAAGUGGCUUCAGCAACUGCAGCUCUGACUACUUCUACUAGUUCCUUCGAGAACACAAAGGGGCCUGCCUAUUUAACAAGCCAUGGCCCAGGGGCCACAAGCGUAGGGAUUCUGCCUGUGGAAAUGGUGUGGAGGACACGGAGCAGUGUGACUGUGGUUCUCUAUGUCAGCAUCACCCAUGUUGUGAUGAAAACUGUAUACUGAAGGUGAAAGCAGAGUGCAGUGAUGGUCCAUGUUGUCAUAAGUGUAAAUUUCACCCUAAGGGAUAUCCUUGCUGUCCUUCUAGUCGUUCCUGUGAUCUCCCAGAAUUUUGCAAUGGUACAUCUGCAUUAUGCCCCGACAACAGGCAUAAGCAAGAUGGCUCAAAAUGUCAUAAAAUUUACGAGUGCCUUAAAGGUCAUUGUAUGGACCCUAAUAAUCAGUGCUUACAAUUAUAUGGAUAUGGUGCAAAAUCAGCCUCACAAGAGUGUUACAAUUCAAUGAACAGCAAAGGGGACCGAUUUGGAAACUGUGGCAUUUCUACCAGUCCUGGGUCACAAUAUGUUCGGUGUUCAGAUGGUAAUAUAUUUUGUGGGAAAAUUAUAUGUUCAGGUAUUACAGGCUUACCAAAAAUCAAUCUCCAACAUACAAUGAUUCAGGUCCCUCAGGGAGAUGGCUCAUGUUGGAGCAUGGAUGCCUAUAUGAGUACUGACAUUCCUGAUGAAGGAGAUGUGCACAAUGGCACUUACUGUGCACCAAACAAAGUCUGCCUAAAUUCCGCCUGCACAGAUAAAACCCCAGUGAUUUCUGCCUGCAACCCAGAAAAAACGUGUAAUGGGAAGGGAGUUUGUAAUGAUUUAGGGCACUGCCACUGUAAUGAAGGGCAUGCCCCCCCUGACUGUGUUACUGCAGGAAGUGGAGGUAGUGUGGACAGUGGCCCUCCUGGUAAGCUAGGUGGGACACCUUCAGGAGAAGGUGAAGAUCACAAUAUGACUCAUUCCAGACGUGAAGAACGUGCUGUAGACAUGAUGAUAUUAUCAUUCAUUAUACUUUUUAUAAUAUUAUUAAGUACAAUUAUUUGCUUGAUCUGCUUGCUUAAAAAAUCACCAGAGGCUGCCCCAGCAGAAGCUUCUCCAGCAGCGGCUCCACCACCGGCCCCAGAAAUAAAGCCAGAAGCAGCAGAAGUGGCCACAGAAGAAAAAGAAGAUGAGAAGGAGGAAGAAGAAGAGGAGGAGGAGGAAGAAGAUGAGGAAGAAUCAGAUUCCUAAGGUUAGAAAUAGGGAGAUGAAGCCAAGUAUAUCAAACUCCUCAAGCACUGAGUGGGAAUGAGAUGUUUGGUGAAGUAGAAAUAGAUAGUUUUAGUGGCUCUGACUCAGAUAUACUAAUGUAGAAGGAAGGAUUCUUUCACUUUUAUUAUUCAUUUUAGUAUAUUAAAUUUACAUUAAUUUAAUAUGUUAAAUAUUUUAGUACCUUUUGCUUUUUCACAUUUCAUUUGAACCAUUAACAUGCAUCUUUGGACAUCAAUGUCCUUGUCUUUUUGGCCCAAUUGUUUUAGUCACCAGAAACUUUUUCAGGACAUGCUAUCUUCCAUUUGUUUGACAUACAGAAUCAUAUGUACCUGAAUUUAUUACUAUCUCUGGGAUUUUCAUUUUAAGUAACAACCACCUAUUAUGUGAGGACAGUUGUUUAUGUGAUUGGUUGUUCUAACUUGCCCUAUAAAUGUGCAUUCAUCAAAGGAGAAGUUUUUAAAUCCAAAAACAAAUAAAACCCAAUUCAUAUUAGACAACUCUUCAGGUUCCACAUGGUAUAGUUAUUGAGUCCACUUUAUUCUGGGGGCACUGUUGGAGGGACUAUAUCAAAGUAGAAGACCCUGAUUGCCUGUAGGUUAAGAGGUCAGCAUUGAGGUCACCUGCUUUCCAAAUCUGGCAGAUGUUUAAUAUGAUAUAUGUAUAUUUGAUUUAUUACUUCCCAAUAUUUCUAGAUGCUUCCUAUAGCCAUCCUCCCUUUUUACCUAAAAUACUUUUUUUCUUCGAGGCCAGUUUUUUUUUUUUUUUUUUUUUUUUGAGAUGGAGUCUUGCUCUGUCACCCAGGCUGGAGUGCAGUGGUGUGAUCUCAGCUCACUGCAACCUCCGCCUCCCAGGUUAAGUGAUUCUCCUGCCUUAGCCUCCCGAAUAGCUGGGAUUACAGGUGCAUGCCAUCACACCCGGCUUAUUUUUGUAUUUUUAGUAGAGACGGGGUUUCUCCAUGUUGGCCAGGCUGGUCUCAAACUCC